Molecule: messenger RNA, 716 nt
Organism: Hemicordylus capensis (graceful crag lizard)
Lineage: Eukaryota; Metazoa; Chordata; Lepidosauria; Squamata; Cordylidae
Gene: PTRHD1
Product: peptidyl-tRNA hydrolase domain containing 1
Exons: 2
Coding region: 1-366 (121 amino acids)
Molecular function (GO): peptidyl-tRNA hydrolase activity
Source: RefSeq, a predicted model, not a curated record
AUGGCGGCGCGCGUGCUGGUGCAGUACGUGGUGCUGAGGGGGGACCUGGGGCGCGAGCCGCUGGCGUGGCCGUUGGGGGCCCUGGUGGCGCAGGCCUGCCACGCGGCCCUGGCCGUGACCCACAGCCACCGCCAGCACCCGGACACCGCGGCCUACCUGGCGCAGGGCGGCAGCAUGAGGACCGUCGUCCUGGAGGCCCCGGAUGAGUGUGCCUUGGCUACAUUAGCGACGACACUGCAGCAAAACAGCAUUGACCAUAAGCUGUGGAUAGAAGAGCCAGAGCACAUCAUCACUUGCCUUGCUCUCCGCCCAUACCCCAAGGAGGAAGUGCACCAGUACCUGAAGAAAUUCAAACUGCUGAAAUGACCGGCUUCCUCUCUAGCCCAGGCACAAGGUUGACUAGGAAAGAAGGGCCUCCCCUGGGACUCGGUAGCUGUGAUUUUGGGAACCAUACAAUUCCUUCAUGGUAUAGCAGCACUAUGGGAAGGCACAAGAACGGGCUCAGGAACUUUCACAUCACUGCAUGAUGUUGGCAGUUGUGCAGUUCAGCCGAAGGGCUUCUGUAGAGACGAUUAAAGAUUUGACUAUUAAAGAUUCUGUAGAGACUGAUCUAGAGCUGAGGUUCUGGCAUUUUGCACAAAACUCUCUAGACUAAGCAGCAGCACUUGGGACAGCCUGAUGGAUUUAAAGAUGGAAUAAAACACAAAUGGAGGCAA